Molecule: messenger RNA, 3795 nt
Organism: Canis lupus familiaris (dog)
Lineage: Eukaryota; Metazoa; Chordata; Mammalia; Carnivora; Canidae
Product: translation initiation factor IF-2-like
Exons: 2
Coding region: 392-1462 (356 amino acids)
Source: RefSeq, a predicted model, not a curated record
GUCCUUCUCCGCAGGGACUCACUCUGGCGCUUCUCCCCCAAACCGAAGCCACACUUGGUGCAUCGGCCUGCGCGUCUGCACCGCCCUCGCGAUAGGCCGCGGCCAGGCGGGCCCUGGGGUGCGGUGUCCGGGGGCCGACAGAGCGGGACCCGGCCCCUGCAUGCUGCGCUGGCGCUACGGACCCCGAAAUGCCCUUCAGGGCCGCCCCACACCCCAGGGGCCUCCUGUCCCUCCGGCCUGCGGGCUGCGCAUGCCCCCCCUACGUUCUUCUGUUUCUUCCUCCCAACGACCUCCAGACUCCCUCCAUCGCCGACCCUGCACCCCGUGACCCUGCGGCCCCACAGCAACGAGGAGCAUGUGAUGACAACCCAACAACACCCCGCGUGUCCCCAUGAGCCCUGCAGGAGGGCUCCCCUUGCUUCCCAAGGCUGCCUCCUCCAGGAAGCCCCCUGGAUCCCUUCCCAGGAGGGUUAGACCCUCCAGGGGGUCGGCUCUGACCCUCUGCCCCCCCACCUCCCUGCAUUGGACAGCGAGGCCUGCGGGGCCACAUCCCAUCUCCCCGUGUGUGCACACGUGUCCAUGUGUGUCGGACGUGCACAUGUGCUCCUUCAGGCCCCGACACCCGCCCCUGGGAGGCCAAGAGGGCUGGACCCAGGCCCCGAAGCCCCACGGUCCCCACGGGGCCCCAGCACGAGGGGAAGGACACGCUGAGGACACGGGCGGGAAGCGGUCGGAUGCCGGUGCGUCAUUUCCAGCCCGCGGGGCACAGGCACCGACCCCUUGGCACAGACGCACACAGGGGCCGAGGCCACAGCAGCCGGCGCGGCUCGGGUCACCAGCGGAGUCGCAGAUGGGAUCUUCCCGAAGCUGGGCUGACCCGAGGGCGCUGAACACGGCGGCCACGGCAGGACCGUCUCCGUCACCGCCGUCCCCACCUAACCACGGUGUUUCAGGAGGUCGGAGGCAGGGAUGGCCCGAGGCCCCGGUCAAGGCCCAGAAGGCAGCUGCACCGGUUCUCAGUCGGGUCAGGAUGGUCAUGGGUUCCGGAAGGUUCUUUGGGGUGGCCGGGUGGUGUCCAGGCCUCGCGGCACCCCAGGGAAGCCAACGGACAGUGGCCGGUAGGAGGGCCCAGGGGGCAGGGGCAGGGGGGCGGCGUGCGGGGCCUGACCCCACACAGGAGGGCAGCGGCCCCGCAGAGAGAGCACUGUCUGCCGGGGCCGGAGAUCAGCCCCCGACGUUUCCAGGACACCAGCCGCGGCCUGUGUCAGCCCAGAGCCCACGGGGCCUGCCACGCAGCCGCCCUCGCCGCCCCCCAGGGCCCUGCCACCCUGCAGCGUCCCCACAAGCGCCAGGUAGAGGAGACGCAGCGAGGGGACCGGCUCAGGCUCCAGGACCAGAGACGCGGUCCGUGCCCCGCGGGGGAGUCGGCUGUGGACGGGGCUGGGUAUGCGUGAGGAACUAGUGUCCUUCCUUCUAAUUCUGGGAUGUCCUGACCACCACGGAGGGCGGCCAGGCUGCGUGGGAGGUGUGUGAGCUCUGUGGACGGGUCACGUGUGAACACGUGUGCGUGUGGACAAAUGUGCAGGUGUGUGUGCAUGUGGUGAGGGCAGGUGUGGGCGCACCUGUGUGCACGUGAACCACCGCACCCCUCGGUGCAUGGGGCAGGUGUGCAUGUGGUGGGGGCACGUGUGAGAGAGCACAUCGGUGCAUGUGAACGGUACGCACCUGUGUGCAUGGAGUGUGCGUGCAUGUGGUGACGUGUGAGCGCCCGUGUGUGCACCUGCGUGCCCUGAGCACGUGUAUGCACGUGAGCCUGUGUGUGGGAGCACAGCACACGCAGAUGCCGCCCGCCGCCCGCAGGAGACAGGCCACGCUGGCCUCACAGAGCAGGGGUCAAGUCGGGGGGCGGCGGCACAGGGCUCGGACGCAGGUGCUGGGAUCGCCCGCCCUGCCGAAGGAGGGACGGGGUGGCCCCGCUGACACGCGUGCCCAGGUGUGGAGGCGCAGGGACGGCACAGGGCUGAUGUUAGGUGCCAGAAGGCCGAGCUCUCCCCGGGGUGGCAGCGAUGAGGGGGGCGCGGGCGCUGCCAGCAGGUGGGGGCAGGGGACACACGUGCCCCCCGCAGACCCGGCCCCGACCGACCAGCGCAGAAGGGGAGCCGGCCGCCGCUCCCCGAGGACACGUUAGUGGGGAAGACGUCGGUUGUGCAAAAGCCACAGCCCUGCUGGCAGCAGCCCACGGGCCGGGAGGCAGACGUUGUGAAACCCGGAGACGCCGCUGAGCCUCGCGAACAAAGGCCGCGGCAGCCGUGUCCUGUGGCUGCCACCGCGGGUCGUAGGGACCGUCACCCCGACGGCCUGGGGUGGGCUGCCCCCGACUCUCCGGGGAGGGCCGUGUCCUGGCUUCGGGGUGCUGAGUGAGCCUACGGGGGGGGGCACCCCGCACUCCCGGCCUGACUCACCCCUGCCUCGCUCGGCUGCUCCGCCCUCCGCCCUCCGGACCCUCCCCGCCCGGGGGCCUGGCCCCGGUCACAGCCGGGCCGCAGCGGUCCCUGACCCCCCCCUUGGUCCCCGCGCUCCUUGCACCAGUGGCUUCUGACCACCUGCUUGCGUCAGGCCCUGACUGUUGGCACGAGAGCACCGGGCUCCUCCCAGCAGGGUCGCGUCGGGGCACGUUACUGUGUCACAGACGCUGCCGCUGUGGCCUCCGUCUCCCCCCUCCUACCGCAAGGAAAAGGGGCGGGCGCGCUUGUCCUAGAGACGGGGGCGGGGGCGGGGGCGGGUGCCGGGCGUGGGGAACCUGGGCCCCUGACGACACGCUCCGGCCUGCCCCACGCCGUCCCGGGCAUCCAGCCCGCCCGUGGCUGGUCGGUGACCCCCGGCUUCGGGGAACCGGGCGCUGCUUUGGUCCACAGCGUGGCCACGGGGCCGCACACCGAGGCGGUCCCCCCUGCCGCACGGUGGCCCUCGGGCGCAGUACGUGACCGGCCCGCGUGAGGUGCCACCGUGGAAGUAGGUAGGGACGUUCAGAGGCAGCGGGCCGGCAGCCGGCAGGCGCCCCAGUAACGGGCGGGAGCGCGGCCCCGGGGGACACCCGCCCCACGCUGGACCCGAGAGGAGGAAACCUGCAAAGCCCCGCUUUCCUGGGCAGACACAGCAGAGGCUCCGUGGGGCGCCGGGCGGGGGCGCGGGGGGGACGCCCACCCGGAGGGGCCGCCCCGCGUGCUGCGCCUCCCGGAGCCCGGUCGCACGAGUCACGGCGGGACCCUCGCCCCGAAGGCCUGGAGAGCCCGGGGCUGGGGCGGCUGGUCUCCGGUCCCACAAGCCUGGCCCCUCAGCCAGCUGCAAUCGGACCAAACCCCACACGGAACAUUCCUGAAGCCUCCAGUCGGGCCGCCAGGGGCCGGACACGGGGCUCGGGAGGACGCGACUCGGGCGACAUCCGCUGGGCCUCCAGCCGCCCCCCAGCGCUCACGGGGGGGCCCACGCCCCGCUCCGGCCCCGUCUUCCCAAUGCCCAAGGCUCGGCCGCCACGCUACACGCCACGGGCGUCUCCCACGUUACGUAUCUCAACGGCUUGCGUGAAAAAGUGACAAGAUAAAAAGGCAAAAAGCAAACGGGAGAUAAAAUUUACAGCGGACGGGACGGAGGAGCGGUUCUCUCCUACAGAAAGAGCUUGGGACAAGCCGGUAAGAAGCCGUGGAACCGCUCAGAGCAAAGCCGCAAAGCGCAGAAACAGGCCAGUCACAAAAGAACCAAUUGUGUCUUUUUUUUUAAAGAAAAAAUUGGAAUAAC